AUGUCGAAGCUGUACCGGGCACAGACGCAACAGGGCCACUCGCGGGGGUUCUUUGAGUACAUUCGCAGCGUGGGGGAGUCCAAGUCGAAGCAGGAGGAAGACGCCAUUGUCACACGUGAUCUGGCCGAACUCAAGAAAACCCUUGCAUCAAACAAUAUUGAGAAGCGUCUGCUCAAAGAGUACGUUGUGCGUAUCUUUUAUGCGGAAAUGUUGGGUGUCUCUGCGGAGUUUGCCCAUAUUCACUGCGUGAACCUCUCCUCGAGUCCUGACCUUCUCUCUAAGCGGACCGGCUACCUUGGCACGUGGCUGACGGUGGGGCCCGAACACGAUCUCAUGUACCUUAUCGUUUCAAAUCUGCAGCGUGACAUGAAAUCCAGUAGCUUCCUUGACAUCGCCGCAGCGCUGACAGCGGCCUCUAAACUAGUGCGCUUGGAAUUGAUGAAUGCCAUCAACACGGAGGUUGUGGGGCUGCUGCGUCACCCCAACGCGCUAGUGCGAAAGAAGGCAGUGUCAACCAUGCACGCUUUCUACAGAAAGUCCGAGGGUCUUAUCGGAGACACAAAAAUAUUCCGCCAAAUGUUAUGUGAUGCUGACCCAUCCGUGAUGGGGGCGGCACUUCCACUUUUUGCGGAUGUCAUUUGCACGGACCCGACGUCUCAACGCGAACUUAUUUCAAUCUUCCUGUCAAUUCUUAAACAGAUUGGCGAGCACCGGCUCUCUCGUGAGUACGAGUAUCAUGGCAUUCCUGCUCCAUGGCUUCAGAUAAAACUACUACAGAUGCUCCCAAUACUUAUUGGCGACGAACCAUCACUUGCUCGGAAGUGUGAAGAGGCACUGAGAGAAGUAAUCACACGGGCAGAUAAUGGGCUUGUUAUUGGUUAUGCCGUCAUGUGUGAGGCUAUCCGUGUAAUAACACUGAUUCCCACCAUUCCAACUCUUGUGGAACUUGCAGCUGAGGCAAUUUCGAAAUUUCUUUCUGCGAGGAAAGCCAAUCUACGCUAUGCCGGCAUCCAAGCUCUUUCACAGAUCGUUCGGCUUGACCCAAAAUAUGCACAUGAACACCAGCAUGUCGUCAUGGCUUGUCUGGAAGAGGCUGAUGACACCAUUCGUCGAAAAACUAUGAUGCUUCUUCUUGCCAUGUGCAACGAGGACAAUGUAGAGGUCAUUGUAACCCGACUCGUGAAAUCUCUCUCACAGACAACGGACAAGUAUUUUAGAGAGGAAUUUACGCGUCGAAUAUGUGAUGCGGUGGAUAGAUUUAGCCCUGGUGCGGUGUGGUAUAUUGAGACGAUGAAUAAGCUACUUCUUUGCGCCGCAGAGCACGUUCCUCAGAUGACUAUUCAGGGAAUUUUGAAACUUAUCGUGGAAGGAGAGGGGAAGGAUGGGGAAAAGGAUGCGGCUUUCCGUACGUUUUGUGUUGAAACAUACUUUGAUCUUCUUGAGGGGUCACAGAAAAAUUUACCCGAGGCCUUUUGUCGCGUUGCCGCAUGGGUGAUAGGCGAGUAUGGAUUUUUGGCGAAAAGAAUAAGCCGCACCAUGCUAUUGGACCGUCUGUGCGAUAUGUUAGAGCGGGCAGAGUGCGCCGACACCAGAGGAUGGAUUAUUAUGGCUAUGAUAAAAAUUGUUGCCCACGCCGGUGCCAUGCCUGACAAUGUUGAGGAUCUUAUUACACGCUUUAAGGAUAGCCGUAGCGUUUGGAUACAGCAGCGCUGCUACGAGUUUAGUGAACUUGUGAAGAUGCCAGUGCUCAUGAAGAAGGUACUUCCGCUGGACGGCUGCUGCGAGGAAGUUGAUUUGGAUGAAUCCAUGGGGUUUCUCGAUGGCAUUGUACAGGAGGCCCUGUUAGCAGGUGCCAGGCCAUACGAAAAGCGGGAAAUACUUCUCGGAGUGAAGGAGGAGGAGACACUCCGUACCGAUGCGUACGAAUUGGUACGCACGGAUGUCGUUAAUGAGAACGAACUUGAUCCGGAGAACUUUAAAACGGAGGAGCCGCACAAACUUGUCAUUCGCCCAGCCGUGAAGCGGUGGGGACUAAAAAAUCUUGAGGAAGAUAUUACGCCGACGGAGGAAAACCCCACCGCCGGUGGUCCCGAUGCAUCGGAAGCAACCGGAUCGAUGGAAUGUUUUUCUGAAGGAGCGGUCCUGCACCAUGUGGACCCGCAUGCACCGUCAUCGUUAUCGACACCCUCAGCAGCAGUAAAUUUGCCGAUGCCACGUGAAGUUUCAAAGCCAAGCAAAAAUAAAAAGUUUUUAAAUGAUAUCUUUAGUGUAGGCAACAAAAAGAAAUUGACUGUGCGAGGCCACAAUGGGGCGACAGAGUCGUUGGUACAUGCUGGGAAGGGUUCUGAAGAAAAUGACGCAGGUUCCCUACUUAGCAUUCAUAUGGAGUACGUCAGAGAAUUGGCAACAACAGGAGUUGUGGUGCGAUUUGUGGCGAAAGUGGGGGUGGAGAACGUUGUUAUUUCUAUGAGGGCUCCCCCAAACUGUACGCUUCGCUUUGUCUCAUGUUCUGCAACGUCCGCUACGGUUGAUGGAACCGCGGUAACGUUAAAUAAACUGCAGGCGAAUCAACCGGUUGAACUGGAAAUGCAAGUUUUACCUGUUGGAUUUCCGAAAGAAGGUCGCGUAAAAGUGGAGAUCACUUAUCGUAGUGCCGUUCCAGGCGACCCGCAAUGUGCCUCGGUGUCAAGGGCGUUAUCUGCGAGGGACAUUCUACGGCCACCAGCGCAGAUGACAACAGCGGAGUUCGGACAAACCUGGGUAGGCCUCCGAGAGGAGUGCAAGCUGCAGAUGAGUUCUGCCGCUCCUUUGACGCCGCAGUCUUUACAAAACCUGCUGUUGGAGCGAGCGUCGCUGCGUGUGGUGGAGGUGAUCCGCAAUGAACUCAUUACGGCUGCCAAGUUAAUUGGCACGGGGAAGCCAGUCUUGUGCCACGUUGACGUUGUGGGUCCCAACGCUGCCAACGUGAAAGUACGGGCAGAUGACAAGGGAUUUGCGGCAUACGUGGCACACGCCCUAUCUGCACCGUAA
This is a messenger RNA of Trypanosoma cruzi, 3030 nucleotides long. RefSeq names its product epsilon-adaptin, putative. Gene Ontology annotation, biological process: receptor-mediated endocytosis; intracellular protein transport. The coding region runs from base 1 to 3030 and encodes 1009 amino acids. The transcript has a single exon. Lineage: Eukaryota; Euglenozoa; Kinetoplastea; Trypanosomatida; Trypanosomatidae. Gene Ontology annotation, molecular function: cargo adaptor activity. The record is from RefSeq and is a predicted model, not a curated record. Gene Ontology annotation, cellular component: AP-4 adaptor complex; membrane coat.